Aureobasidium musti is the source of this 2001-nucleotide messenger RNA. Lineage: Eukaryota; Fungi; Ascomycota; Dothideomycetes; Dothideales; Saccotheciaceae. The record is from the annotation of a GenBank genome assembly.
AUGGCACCGCCACUAGCACAAGCGGCCAGGAUCGCGUCCAGGAUUGCCACUGCUGCGAGGGCGGCCGAGAAGACUGCGACCAAGGUCAACAAGGGAGAGUUGGCCGCCGCUGUCGCGCAGCUGAAAAAGGCCAAAAAGUCAAACAAGAAUACAGAAGCUGCUGCCAAACCAGAAACUCCUUCUGUAGAUGUUCCAGACAUCUCCGAAACCACGCGCUACAAGAAUCUCUCCUCGUACCGGAAUACCCUUACCUACUAUGCUCAUCAGGAUUAUCCCUUGAGCACCACUCUGAGCAACGUCUUUCCCGAGAAACACCUGGGUCCCACCAGCAGGGAGAAGUUCCCAGACAAUGUUGACGUCGUGAGCGAAGCUCUAUGCGAUCAAGUCAUUGACUAUAUUGGCCCCGAUUUGGACAAACACAAGGGCUGCGAUAUCAUCGAUCUCCAUCCGGGCGCUUGUCUGUGGUCCAACAAGAUCCAUGAGCGCCUCAAACCCCGUCGCCAUCUCCUUCUCGAGCCUGAUGAACGCUACCUAGACCCCUUUAUCAAACCCCUGCUGGACCAAAAGGAGUCCGCCUAUCGCCACACAACCCUGUCCGGCGCCGCUCCAAAGGGCUACUUUGACACUUACGACAAGAUCUUCGACGACCACCUUCUGCCACAAAGAGAUCCCCUACCUGCCAAUGACCCACGCUUACGUAAAUCAAAUCAUUCUUUACUGGUCAUUGGCAGUCUGGUUCGUCGCUACAGUGGACUUCGUACAGGCACCAACGCUGUCGCUUUCCCAAACUUGAUUUUGCACCACCUGGCUGAAGCUGCUCAAACAAACAUCAUGUUUCAACGCUACGGUCUAAUACGUGUGCUUCUCUGGGUUCCCGAUGAGAUCAAGAACAGCAUACUGCCUGACACGGUUCUUCACAGAACGGGCUACUCCAUCAAUCUUGAGUCGGCUUUUAACAUUGCUGAGGUUGUCGGUAGUGAUCGCUCUCAGAUGUCUCGUACCGAAGUCAACAAGAAGAUUCUCCAUCGCCAACGACAAGACCAACUUGAUGUUUGGAGUGCACGAAGAGUCCUUGAGCGCAUGCAGUCCAAAGCCAUGGCCAUUCCCGAGCAUCGCCGACCCGAGAUGCAUCAGCGAGCUCUCGACGCCGACGAUCAAAGUCUAUCAGACUACAAUCCGAUACGUCUCCCCAAGGACAAGCCGUUGCAAGCUAUUGUCGAUGAUCACGAGGGGCAACUCAAGAAACUGGCAGAGUUAGCAGCGAUUCCCAGAAUAAAACGAAAACAACAUACACUCCCUGAGGCGAAAUUCAAACUCACAAAUGCCAGCCAGGAAUACAUCAAGGUCCAAGAUCAGCCCGGCUGCAGACUCUGGUUCGAUUCUUGGGGUCUACAAAUUGCCAUUGAAAACGAGUUGAGUGCAACCAAGACUACAAUGGCCGAACAACUACGAACGGACUUGGAGACGAGGAUUCUUGCGGCCGACAAGAAGCUUUCGUCCAUCCAAGAGAAAAUGUUCAGUAAGGACGUAGUAAAACAGAUGGUUGUUCUUAUGAACGAGCUGUUCGCGCUGUGUGGGCCUAACCCAACGAUGGAAUGGGACAGACGACCCUUUGAGCCCAUGACGGCGGCUGAGGAGGAAUUCUGGCCUCGCUUCCCUAUGCGACUGGUUGACCUCAAGCCACGAGCAGAAGCGCUCGGAGAUGAUUUGAUGAAUCCGACUGAAGCCAACCAUGUCCGACGUGGCCUGCUCAAAGCAAUGUUCACGCACCCUGCAGCUCCACUCAUGGAUUCGAUCGAUAGACUUGGACCCGGAGCUCGCGAUCUAGUUGGGCCUGAAUUUAGUGACGCUUCGUCGGGUGGAAGAUUGGACCCCAAGCAUCUGUUGACCAGAGACAUUACACGGGAGCAACUGACCGCUCUUACCAAAGCGUAUAUCGAGUGGCCAUUCCGACCACUUGGAUCGGAAGCGAUCGAAGCCAAUGAGGUGGAGGUGGUGUAG